Messenger RNA from Oncorhynchus nerka (sockeye salmon), 1724 nucleotides. RefSeq lists its product as uncharacterized. Bases 116 to 820 code for a protein of 234 amino acids. The record is from RefSeq and is a predicted model, not a curated record. Lineage: Eukaryota; Metazoa; Chordata; Actinopteri; Salmoniformes; Salmonidae. The transcript has 2 exons.
CAGAGUAAAUAAUGAUACACAAACACACAGACAGCAAAGCUUGCAGAUCAUCCAAUCAACUUCUCACACGGCCUCAUACAGAUCUACAGGGACACCGAGCACCAGAGAACAAGAGAUGACAUUUAAUAUAAACACCAGGGUUCAAACAUUGAACAAUAUGGAGGAGCUUAGAAAUUCUUCGUUUGGUCGUCCCUCACCCAGGCACGGACUCAAGCUCCUUUUCUGGUUCGCCAAAGAUUACAUCGUCAUCAAAAAUGGCAACCAGAUGGUUGCAAAUUGCGACCCCAAAGAGGGAGUCUUUGGAUUCCAUCACUUCCAGAACAGACGUGAGUGUGAAAACAACAAGAGGCUGCUUCCUUUUAGUAAGUACCCAUUCUAUGACGUGGGCAACCUCCACCUCAAGGCAUCUGAUUCCAUGCCUGAGUACGUCAGGAAGUACAACACUGGUGACAUAGAUACCAGCAACAUGGACCGCCUCAUCAUCAGUAUGCGUCCAGACAUGACAGUGGAUAAGGUCUAUGUGACCCAGCACGAGGACCUGAAGAGCUUCAACCCGGACAACACCUAUUGCAUCAGCAGGGAGUUGCUCAUGAACAUACGUCGCCAUUCAUUGAGUAACUUCCUGGAACAGGCGGGCUAUAACACCCAUGAGCAAAAUGUAAUUAUUGAUCUGGGCAUCGCCCCCAGGGAGUCUGGGGAUACCAGGAUUGAUAUGGAAGGUGGAUCCAGAGCUCCACCCAGAGCUCCACCCAGAGCUCCACCCAGAGCUCCACCCAGAGCUGCACCAGGCUUCUGGGAAAGCUACUGUUCCAUACUGUAACCAGGCUUCUGGGAAAGCUACUGUUCCAUACUGUAACCAGGCUUCUGGGAAAGCUACUGUACCAUACUGUAACCAGGCUUCUGGGAAAGCUACUGUACCAUACUGUAACCAGGCUUCUGGGAAAGCUACUGUUCCAUACUGUAACCAGGCUUCUGGGAAAGCUACUGUACCAUACUGUAACCAGGCUUCUGGGAAAGCUACUGUACCAUACUGUAACCAGGCUUCUGGGAAAGCUACUGUACCAUACUGUAACCAGGCUUCUGGGAAAGCUACUGUACCAUACUGUAACCAGGCUUCUGGGAAAGCUACUGUACCAUACUGUAACCAGGCUUCUAGGAAAGCUACUGUACCAUACUGUAACCAGGCUUCUGGGAAAGCUACUGUACCAUACUGUAACCAGGCUUCUAGGAAAGCUACUGUAUCAUACUGUAACCAGGCUUCUGGGAAAGCUACUGUACCAUACUGUAACCAGGCUUCUGGGAAAGCUACUGUAUCAUACUGUAACCAGGCUUCUGGGAAAGCUACUGUAUCAUACUGUAACCAGGCUUCUGGGAAAGCUACUGUACCAUACUGUAGAUCAGUGUCCUUUAGUCCUGGUCCUGGGGACCCUGAAGGGGGGGACGUUUUAGUUUAUUGCCCCAGCACAUUGCUGUUCAUUAUGGUAUGUUCAGUUCCACUAAUACAUUUAGUCAUUUAUCAGACACUAUUAUCCAGAGUGACUUCAGUGCAUUAAACUAAAGGCAGAUAAACAACAACAUCCUGUAUCACAGUCAGAGGAAGUCAACUGUUUCUGUUACCAUUACUGAGAGGGUUGUUGCUGUUGGGUUCUGCUACUGGCUAAUGUACUUCUGUAUGUUAAAAUACAAAAUACAUGCAUUUUAAUUAAAUACACUUCAAAAUACAA